AUGUACUCUGCGCCUCUGCACAUGUACUCUGCGCCUCUGCACGUGUACUCCGCGCCUCGGCACAUGUACUCCACGCCUCGGCACAUGUACUCUACGCCUCUGCACAUGUACUCCACGCCUCGGCACGUGUACUCCGCGCCUCGGCACGUGUACUCCGCGCCUCGGCACAUGUACUCCACGCCUCGGCACAUGUACUCUACGCCUCUGCACAUGUACUCCACGCCUCGGCACGUGUACUCCGCGCCUCGGCACGUGUACUCCGCGCCUCGGCACGUGUACUCCGCGCCUCGGCACGUGUACUCCGCGCCUCGGCACGUGUACUCCGCGCCUCGGCACGUGUACUCCGCGCCUCGGCACGUGUACCCCGCGCCUCGGCACGUGUACUCCACGCCUCGGCACGUGUACCCCGCGCCUCGGCACGUGUACUCCACGCCUCGGCACAUGUACUCCACGCCUCGGCACAUGUACUCCACGCCUCGGCACAUGUACUCCACGCCUCUGCACAUGUACUCUACGCCUCUGCACAUGUACUCCACGCCUCGGCACAUGUACUCCACGCCUCUGCACAUGUACUCUACGCCUCUGCACAUGUAA
This is a messenger RNA of Procambarus clarkii (red swamp crayfish), 594 nucleotides long. The record is from RefSeq and is a predicted model, not a curated record. NCBI's taxonomy places the organism in Eukaryota, Metazoa, Arthropoda, Malacostraca, Decapoda, Cambaridae.